AUGGCAAAAUUAUAUCUUAUUGCUGUAAUCAUUGCUUCAACUUUGGUUUCUUUAAUUUCAGCUGAUGAUAAUUCUGACCCUAUCGCUGAUAAAGUAGGUUUAGCAUUAACAAAUAAAAAAAAGAUAUGGUGUGGCUCCGGCUCUAACGUUAACGAUAAUAAAGAAAAAGAUAAAUCAAAACUUGAAAUCAAUAAUUGGGCAGUUGUAGAUAUACUUCUUAAAUUAAAUGGAUUUAUUUCUAAUAUUAUGUUUAUUCUUAAUGUUAUGAAUAUUAUGAAACAUAUGAAAGCAAAUAAUAAUGGGGAUUAUAAAGAUUAUGAAAAUAUUUAUAAACUGUCAAUAAUUAUAGUUAUACUUUCUGGUGCAUGGAAUUUUUAUAUAUCUUUACUAGCUGUAGCUUCUCAACCCUUUUAUACUUUUUGUGUAAGGAUAACUAAAAUUUGCUGUUGUUUUUGUUGGUUUUUAUGUUUUUAUGGACGUAAAAAAAAAUGUAAUGAUUGUAAAAAGCAUAAUGCUGAAGAAUUUUUAGGAUGGCUUAAGGAUAAUAAAUUUGUUGCAACCAUCCUUAUAGCAUGUAGUUUUAUUUCACUUGAAUUUUUCGAAUUCUCUAAUUCAAAAUGGGGAGGAUUGAAAACAUUUAAUUCCAAAAUGAAUAGAUUUGGAAAAAUCAUAGUUUUUUAUGGUGCAAUAGUUAAUAUAUUUAUACGAGAUGUUCCUAAACUUGUUAUCCAGAUUAUUUACCGUGAAACGUUAAAAGGGAACCAGUUCAUGCUUGCUCUGAAUGGUUUAAUUAUAUUUGUAGCUAUAAUUAGCAGAAUUUUAUAUGGUAUAAUUUUAAUAUUUAGUCGUUCUAAAGAGAAAUGUAAUCAUAACGCAUAUGUCACGUGAGUCGCGGCUUGUAGUAAACAAAUUUUAGAUAUAAAAUACGUUAAAUAUAUUAAAUAUUAAAAA
Molecule: messenger RNA, 951 nt
Organism: Rhizophagus irregularis DAOM 181602=DAOM 197198
Lineage: Eukaryota; Fungi; Glomeromycota; Glomeromycetes; Glomerales; Glomeraceae
Source: RefSeq, a predicted model, not a curated record